AACUCAUUUCUCUUUUCUUGAUGGCCGUGUUGUCUACUUUGAAUCUGCCACCGGGGUUCAGGUUCAGUCCGACGGAGGAGGAACUCAUCGACUUCUUGAGGUUAAAGAUCGCUGGGAAUGAUGAACAACUUGACUUUAUUCGCGAAGUCCAGUUCUUCACAUAUGAGCCCUGGGAUUUGCCAGCUUUCUCCGGCAUAGAGACAAAGGAUCAAAAAUGGUUCUUCUUCUCGCCACCGCACCUGAAGAACCAAAAGGGGCCUCGAUUGAACAGGGCAACCAGAGGUGGGUACUGGAAAGUGACUGGUAAGGAUCAAAAAAUCUUGUCCGGAGCGAGGUCGAUUGGAAAGAAAAAGAUACUGGUAUUCUAUGAGGGGCGUACUCCAAAUGGCAAAAUAACUGAUUGGGUCACGCAUGAGUACCACCUUUCCCAGGAGGAGCUUGAUGGCAACAACCCCGAACAGACGACAUUUGUCCUCUGUCGUUUAUCCAAGAGACCCAGCAAGGGUAGCAAUGGUCGAAAGCGAAUGAACUCUGGCAAAGCUGGACCUGCCAACUCCAAACGAAUUGUGGCUUCAUUAUCUCCAUCACUGGAAGUGCAAGCGGAAAAUUAUCCAAUUGAUGAAUGUUUUGAGACUGAAGAUUCUGAUGGAAACACAUCUGUCACAACAACACCUGCUGUUGAGUGUGGUGACAACAAUUUUAUUGCUUCCGCUGCAAUGAAUCAAGUGGCAGAAGUGACAAAUACCGAGGUUGACAUGCAAGUAGUGGAGACCAACGUCGUUUGGACCCCCUUUACUUCAUCUUCUCCUGAAGGAGCAGAGUCUGACCUAACAAAGGCUUCAGUAUCUCCAGCAUCAGGAGAGGAAGUGGAAGACAAUCAUGUCACAAUAAAUCAAAUGGCUGAGCCCAACCACAUUAGUGAUAAUGCGGACACUAUAGCAAAUGAUCGAGUGGCAGAAGCAUCAGAUAGUGAGGACUCAAAUAUGUUCUGUGCCCCAACAGAUAUAGAUUGGAGCUCGCUCUCCCCAUUAAUCCAAUCGCUCUCCCCAUUACACUCGCCGAGGCAAGAAGUGUUGCAUCCUUUUUGCAAUCCUUACCUUGUCGCCAAUGACUCAAACUGCUUUGAUGGUGAGGUGCCUUUUCAAUAUGGCACGAAUGAUCCAGACGAUUAUACCUCUGAAUUAUGGGGUCCAAUGACUUAUCAUCCAUAUAAGUCCCUUCAUAAUGAUCCUAGCAGUCAAAAGAAUCGUGCUUUUGACACUGAGACAAUGGAAAACAUGGAAUCUGUUAAGAACAACGGAUCACACAGUGCACCUAGUGCAGAAAUGCUCAAUGCACAGAAGUUUGAAUCCAGCGUUCAAGAUUCUAUGUUGUCUCAAGAGAUCAAUAGAAAGGCUUCAUCUGGGUUGUUAACUCCCGGAUCCUAUAAUGGUGGAGGUUUUUCAAUCAGAUCUCGACUCUGAUUGAAAAUCUUGAAAACACCGACACUACGCAAAAACAAUUAUUUCCCAACAAUUAUCUAUGAACCAAUUCCAAUUCCAGUUACUAUUCCAAUUAUGAUUCCACUUCCACUUUCAAUCCCAAUUUCAAUAUCGAAACACCAAAAUUAUCAAGCCAAAACCAAUUCCAAUUCUUAUCGUUGACCAGAAUUCCAAGGGAAUACCCCCUUUGGAAAUUGUCCAAAAAAAUAUUUUCCUAGUAGGUAAACUUCAAGCCUAAACCCCAAGAGCCCAAACUUUUUUUUCAAGCUUUAGAGUCCAUGACUCAACAAACACCCCCAACAGCAGUCCCAGCCUGUAAAAAAUCCCAAGGUAUAAACCUAUUUGAAAUCAAUCCUAUUCAUUGAUUCCAAUUAGUUAUUCCUUCUCAGUCUAAGAAUCCCAAAUGUUCCACCUAAAUCCUUUUUUCAGUUUACUCGAUUAGAGUUCAAGGUCUCGAGUAGGCCAGUCUUCUCAAAUGUUUACUCAACCAAGUAAAUAUUUUUACUUGGAAAAACCCCAUUUGUGUUUACUGUUUCUACAAUUGAGCCACAACUCUCUCAAGAAAUCAUCCCACUUGCCAUUUCUACAAAAACUCUCCCUCCAUAGUGGCAUUCAAGUGAUGCCAACAAAUCUUCCCACUCCCCCUUUCUACAAAAACUCUCUCCAAAGUGGCAUUCGAGUGAUGCCAACAAAAUUUGAUCUUUGGCCUAUGGCCACCCUACUUUUGUCUUUGGCUUAUGGCCACCUUACCUUUUUAUCUUUGGCCUAUGGCCACCUUACUUUCUUCAAAUAUGAUUGGUCUAUUUAUUGGUAUCUUCUACCGACGCCCGCAUGACGGUGGUUAAAUACCGACCCCUCAGGUUGGUACUACUCGAAGAUUAUCAAGCUUCUUAGGUUUUCAAAUUUGAAGAUUAUGUUUAGUAAACGGAUCUUUGGCCUAUGGCCACCUUACUUUUAUCCAAGUGCGAUUGGUAAGUUUAUCAGCAUCUUCUACCGACGAUUGCUCGGAGAGGGCUGAAUACUAACCCUAGAGCCUAGGGGGUCAGUACUCAACCCUAACUUCCCAAUUCCUGUACUUGAAACUUGUAUUAAGAAUUCGAAGUGUGUAUUUUAAAAUUUGUAUUUCAGGUUUGUUCAAUUUCCAGUAUGUAAUUAAGAACUCAAGCUUCCCAAUUUGCUUUGAUAUAUGUAAUUUUAUGUUUAUAUAUCAUAUUAUCUUGGAGAAUUGAUGGUAUCAGGGCUAUAGUUUAGAGGAAGAUAAUAUUAUAGGAAGUAUUGAUAAAGUGAUUUAAUUAAUGAAGACCAUAGAAAUACAAUACUGAUUGUC
Alnus glutinosa is the source of this 2808-nucleotide messenger RNA. Its product is annotated as protein NTM1-like 9. Gene Ontology annotation, molecular function: DNA binding. The coding region runs from base 21 to 1463 and encodes 480 amino acids. NCBI's taxonomy places the organism in Eukaryota, Viridiplantae, Streptophyta, Magnoliopsida, Fagales, Betulaceae. The transcript is spliced from 6 exons. The record is from RefSeq and is a predicted model, not a curated record. Gene Ontology annotation, biological process: regulation of DNA-templated transcription.